AUGAGUGCUAGAAGCGUGCGAACUCUCAUACGGAAUUCUUCCGCACUACUUAGUAUUGCUUAUGAAUAUGGACGACCAUUUCCCUUUACUUUUCUUCAAAAACGUCACAUUCGACAUUCAAUUCGUGACGACCAGGUAUUCGCGAAUCGUCCUACACAAACACUUGCACCUAUAAGAUCUCAAAAAAAAAAAAAAGCUUCACUUGUGAUUUUCGACAAAGAUGGCACUUUGAUUUGCUUUCAUUCUACAUGGGUUCCAUGGGCAAUAAAUGUGGCCAAGAAAAUAAGUGAAUCAACAAAGAUGAACAUUGAACAGGAAAUAUAUUCACUGUUGGGACUGCAUGAGAUGGAACAACGCGUACAGUCUGGACUUCUCGCUGAAGGAACUAUGGCGCAGAUACGUGAUGCCAUUGCGCGCUUGCUAAUUAAUCGCGGAAUUGAAGCUGCUGAAGUUCUUAAACAUGUUAUGGCAGCAAUCUUAGAAGCAAAUGAAGCUAGUGGUCACAAUGUCAAAGAAAUUUUUAAUUUACGUUUAUUAUUUCAACAACUACGAGAUCACGGAAUAAAAAUAGCCGUUUGUACUUCAGACAGUCGAAAAGGGACAUUGAAUACAUUACGACAUUUACAACUGGAAGAUCAUAUUGAUAUGGUGGUGUGUGGUGACGAUGCUGGCUCAAUACCAAAGCCGCAUCCUCAUAACGCACUUUCCAUAUGUCGUAUGUUGGAUGUCGAUCCACAAGACACACUUGUGGUGGGCGAUACCUUGGCCGAUAUGGGCAUGGGACGUUCUGCUAAUCUUGGUAGUACUGUUGGCGUGCUUUCUGGAGUAUGUAAUAUCAAUGAACUGCGACCACAGGCUGAUCAUAUUGUCCAUGAUGUUGGCGAGCUGUUACCCAUUGUGCUGGAUAUGAGAAGAUGGUCGUUAUCAUGA
Molecule: messenger RNA, 930 nt
Organism: Acanthocheilonema viteae
Lineage: Eukaryota; Metazoa; Nematoda; Chromadorea; Rhabditida; Onchocercidae
Source: the annotation of a GenBank genome assembly